CUGGUCUGGUCCUCCCCGCGCUUGCCUCACCUCACCACCCCUUCUCUCCUCUCCUCUCCUCCUCGCCGGGACUGUCAUGCCGCUCGCCGUCCCCGGCGACGACCAUCGCAGACGCUCGUCGUCCCUCUCCUCCGUCGCCCGAAUGCUCUCCCACUACCCCCCGUCCCAUCCCCCGCCCUCCGCCGCCAACGGCCUGCGCCCCGGAGCAUCUCAUCCCUACAGAGGAUACACCCUGAUGGUCGCCGGCCAACGCUCCGGAAAGACGUCCUUCCUCCGUCUCCUCCUCGACACCAGCGACAUCUCCACAACAGCCACAAAGGAUCAGCUUGUCUCCGUCGCAAAGUUCGUCCAGGGAUGCAGCGGACACACCGCCCACGUCCGCUCCGUCAACGUCAACAUCGACUUCGACCCCGGAAAUAACACUACCAGUAGUAGUAACAGCAACCCGCAGGUGCUCGCACUCACCCUCAUCGACACCCCCUCUCUCGACUUCUCCGACGACCACUCCGUCGAGCGCACAAUCCAGGACAUCCUCAGACAGGUCGACGCCCGCUUCGCCGAAGGCAUCGACGACGAGUGGAAGGCCCAGACCGGUGACCAUCACAUCCAUUUGUGCAUCUACUUUCUGGAUCCCGACGUGAUCAUCCCCCCUCCCUCCUGUGUGCCAGGGCCUCCCGCCCCCCUUCUCUCCCGCGCUCGCACAAACAGCUUCUCACACACCGACUCCGAACCCGUCAUCCUGGAACCACCCGUCACUACAAACCCCCUCCUGUGUCGUCCCACCCUUCCCUCCGCGGAAAUAAACACUAUCAGGAGGUUGUCUGCCAGAGUCAACGUGCUCCCCGUCAUAGCACGCGCGGACACGUUGACCAACGACCGUCUCCUUGCCGUCAAGACCGCCAUACGCCGAGAUCUCGCAGAAGCCGGCAUCGGUUUUGGAAUCUUCGAUAUGGACAUGCACCCGCAGUAUCAGCACCGUAAAGACGUGGCCGAGUCUGGACACCCUGUCAAAAGUGAAAUCCCAAAUGGCUAUCCCUCCCGGACUAAUAGAUCUUCUCCCGCUCAUCCGUCCCCCCCUAUUUCUCCUACCGCCCCCUCAUACUUACGCUUGCCUUAUGCUCUCAUUUCCCCUGAAUGCUAUUCUCACAGCGAUGGCGUCGCAAGGGUAUCCCCCCCUCGCCACGAACUCGUUCAGCAAUACACUCCCUCUCCACACUAUCCUACCCCCUCCAAACUCAUCCAUGGAAAAUUUAUUAGGAGCUAUCGCUGGGGAUCUAUGGACGUACUAGAUCCGAACCAAUGCGAUUUCAUGUCUCUCCGCUGUGCUAUGUUUCAUCACAUGGAAACCCUGCAGAAGUAUACCCGCGAAUAUCUUUUUGAAAAAUUCAGAGCCGAAUAUCUCGCCCAGCACCACCCACCCAAUCACCUCCUUCACACACAAUCAAACAUCGUUCCGCGCUCCCAGCUUCCCCUCAAUCAUCCCUUACGACCUGCAUUGAGCAUCGAGACCUCUCCACCCAGUCAUGGCGGGGCUGCUGUCUGCCAUACAUCCCUAUCAAUAUCUCGUGACGGUGUCCCACCAGGGACGGAUAUGCGCCCCCUGCCAAUUUCAAGACCCUUGUCUGACGGCAUAAAUUCUUCCCACAAUAACGUCAAAGUGGCCCCGAGGUCCUCCAAACAGCGCACGAAGAAGAUUACUGUUGCAUGCAACUUUUGUCGUUCUCGUAAACUAAAAUGCGACGGUGGUCGACCGGCGUGUAGUCAAUGUGUCAAACGAUCUAACUCGUGCGACUACAUGCCACAAAACAGCAAACGUCGGAAUUCUCACCGUCGCAAGGAAGACGAGUCCGAAUCCGAUAUCAGCGGCGGCGACGACAGAUCCGUCGAUGAAAAUGAUCCCUCGGUGACACCCCCCGAGAUGGCUUCUUCUCAGCCCCUGUCCCGCAAGAGCUCCAACGCUGACAAGCGUCCCAUACUCGAUGGUUUCGCACAGCCCCAUGCUGCCGCAGGGCCCUCGGAGCCGCGUGAAUUGCUGCCAGCAAUCGCUCCUAUCGUUCGCCCCAAACCUAGCGUACUUGGAGGCUCGUCCGUAUCAGAGGGACGCUCCCUCUUCAAAGACAACGAAUUGCCGCAUAUCGCCACGUUGUCCCUCCCCGACAGAUCCCCUACAACAGCGGCCGCCGCGAUGACGGCGCAACCAUUGCCUCUCAUCCGGCCAGCCUCGGAACAGCAGGCUGCGCAGAGGAAACGUGCAUCUACCAUGCCUGGGAGGAGCAGUCGGCAGGCCACUAGCGCCGGACCGAAAGUGGUGGCAUGCAACUUCUGCAGGGCGCGUAAGACCAAGUGUGAUGGUGCACAGCCAGCGUGCUCGAGCUGCGCCCGGAGGCAGCUUCCGUGUGAUUAUAAUCAUAGCACCGGUCAUAACGGGGGAAAUAAGAAGGGUGCUCGACGCGCUUCGAUAUCAUCAAAAAUCAUGCAGGCUGUUGGCCCAACACCCUCGAGCGCGCUGCACACCCCCACGCAUUCGCCACCGUCCUCGACGGUUGUUGGCGAUUCUCGGUAUCCUAAUGGAACGCCGCUGGAGGAGACGACCGGAGGCUGCGGCGAGCCCAUGGAUGUCGAUUUGAAGAGGAAGAUUGACGAGGUUGACGUCCCUCAACAAACUCAAAAGAGAAUAAGGGUGGGCGACGCCGUUGAAAGCAUACCCUGAGGGUGAACGACCGGCAUUUACACAAUGUUACAGCAUCAAAAAAUCCGCAUUUUUCCAACUGGCACGCUCCCUCCCUCAAUUUUUUUUCCACCUUCAAAUGCCAUCUGGGUAUGGCUUGUAGAAUUGGUCCGGCUCGUCUGCUCUAUGCUUGCCCCUUUGCAAGGCUGCUGUUGCUAUCGUCUCUUGAUAUCAUCCAUCACUUCUUUUUUUUUGGGUUGUGCAUGAGUUCUGUUUGUCUCCCUGUCUCUUUCGCCUGCACGUUGGACAGAUGUACUGUAUUUUACCACGCUCGCUUCCGUUCUUUGGUUGCAACUCACACCCGCUUUGGCUUCCCCCUCCCCCUUCAGCCAGCCACCCAAUUUACUACUCGCUAUCUGUAUGUAUGUGUUAAGAAUGUUCAGAGCUUGUGAAUACAUAUGUGCGAGCAGAGCGGACAGAAGAUGCCACCACCAGAAGC
Pisolithus orientalis is the source of this 3167-nucleotide messenger RNA. RefSeq lists its product as uncharacterized. Gene Ontology annotation, molecular function: GTP binding; molecular adaptor activity; DNA-binding transcription factor activity, RNA polymerase II-specific. The transcript is spliced from 7 exons. The coding region runs from base 77 to 2710 and encodes 877 amino acids. The record is from RefSeq and is a predicted model, not a curated record. Lineage: Eukaryota; Fungi; Basidiomycota; Agaricomycetes; Boletales; Pisolithaceae. Gene Ontology annotation, biological process: regulation of DNA-templated transcription; cytoskeleton-dependent cytokinesis. Gene Ontology annotation, cellular component: septin ring; microtubule cytoskeleton; cell division site.